This is a messenger RNA of Jatropha curcas, 977 nucleotides long. RefSeq names its product chlororespiratory reduction 6 (gene CRR6). The record is from RefSeq and is a predicted model, not a curated record. Gene Ontology annotation, biological process: NAD(P)H dehydrogenase complex assembly. Lineage: Eukaryota; Viridiplantae; Streptophyta; Magnoliopsida; Malpighiales; Euphorbiaceae. Gene Ontology annotation, cellular component: chloroplast.
CACAAAAGAGUUGCAGAUAAAAUAGAUGAAGCAGAAAGAAGUAACAAGAUGAGACCUUUUACAUAGUUACGUUUCAUGGCUGCCAUUAUCAAACCUUUGUUUCCGCAUUUCCCUUCUCCAAAACAAACUACAAUCUCUACCUCUCCAAUUCCAUGGAUUUCUUGCAAACCUUUCUCAGAUUCAAUGGCCAAUUUGUCAGUUUCACGCUUCUUGGGUAGACAGCAAGGACAAGUUGCAGUCUCUGUUGCUUUCGAUCCUUCAAGAAAUUUUGACCUUUCGAUUUUUGAUGAUGAAGAUGAUUCAAGUAAAGUUGCACCUCCAAUGCCUCCAACUGAGGGUAGAUUUGAUGUUGCUAUUGACGAUGAUAUCAUCCACCGUCUUGAUUUAUCUCCGUUUCAAACUGCUACAGGAAUUACUUGCCCUUUGUCAGUUGAGCCUAAAGAGUUUUUAGAAAGAACAAUUGGAUUUAGUAUUAAUUACACAAGAGAAGAUCCUCUUGAUCCUCGAGAACUAUCAGAAUUUCCUGAUAUAAGACUCUGGUUUGUAAGACUUGAUGCUACUUAUCCAUGGCUACCUGUGUUGUUGGAUUGGAGAGCUGGAGAGCUUGCUCGUUAUGCAGCCAUGUUAGUCCCUCAUCAGAUGAACAUGAAAAUGGGAGUUGUUUUUAAUCCAGAAGCACUGGAAUUGUUUAUUAUGAAUAAAGUGUUCAUUGUGUAUUCUUGGUUGAAGCAGCAUAAUGUUCCAAAGCCUAGACUGAAAACAAGUGAUAUGGCUAGGAUGCUUGGAUUUGGAGUAGGAGAUGAACUUUUUGACUUGAUUGAUCAAACCCCACCUUCUUCUUCAUAAAAGAAACGAAAAAUUGCAACCAGAAGUAUAUAUUCUUUGUACUUUUAGCAGCAAAAUUAUGUAAAAAUUUUUUUGCAGUGAAUUAUCAACAACACUAAUAAAUUAUGCAAUUGAGACACAACUAUUGAUCA